CCGUGUCCACCAACCAGCGCGCCACGACCGCGCGCCGUUCCAAAUCCAAAUACGAAUUUUCAAACUUCUAACAACUUUUCUUUUUGGACUAUCGAUCCGUCUACCGCCCUUUCCAUAGACUCGUGUUACUUCGCGUGUGUUCAAUUUGUGUUUUAUUUACGUUUCCGGAUUAAGAUUGUGUUAAGUACUGGUUAAUGUGUCAGGUUAUGGUGUAAAGUUCACCAACUUUCUGGAUAUUUGCAAGAUUUAAUCGGGUGCAGCCCCUGAAAGCCUACUUGUGCACAGAGAUGACUCUUAAACACUGUCAUUGAGUCUAAUAUCAUCUGGACUAAUUUUGGACUCUCAGAUAUGAACUGUUGGAGGACAAUCACCUAGUGAAGUGGCAGAAAUAAUGUCACCAUCUCAUUCACACCGGACUUUGAACGUUCAGUGCUAGUGUUGUGCGCAAGCCAGUCGAUCGAUUGUGAUCAGCAUUUGCGUCGGUCGAUUACGAUUUGAUUCGAUCGAUUGUGUUUCCCAGUUGAUCGAUUAUCGAUUCUGUGGCUUGGAGUGCACUCACGAAUGAACACCCUCAUGCUGACGACAGGUGGCGUGGUGGAUGAACAGUGCGUGGAUGGAAACAUGUCUUUUUCAGCUUAUAACAUGAUGGAUUCAGGGGGCGCCGGCAUCGAGUCUCCACCCACCUACCACCGGACCUACGAGCAAUACGUGCAGGGAGCAGUAGACAACGGCACCGAGAAUCAGGAACAAACCAGCCCCGAACUAGUCGUGUGGUCCACUCUACCUUACGGCCUCGAUUACAGAGCUCAGUACGACUAUAGAAGCCCUUACGACACGGGGAGGGACUACGCCAGCCAACAGUAUGCUCGAGCGCCGUUUACUACAAAGAUGGGACAAGCCAAAGCGUUGAAAGAGGCCAGGAUCCGAAGGCCUAUGAAUGCGUUCAUGGUCUGGGCGAAAGUGGAAAGGAAGAAGCUGGCAGAUGAGAACCCGGAUCUGCAUAAUGCUGAUCUUAGCAAGAUGUUAGGCAAGAAGUGGCGGUCGCUGACGCCGCAGGACCGGCGGCCGUUCGUGGAGGAGGCGGAGCGGCUGCGAGUCAUCCACAUGACGGAGCAUCCCAACUACAAGUACCGGCCGCGGCGCCGCAAGCAGAACAAGGCGCGGCCCAGCCAGCCCGCCGCGCCCGCGUCCGCGCCGCCGCCGCCGCUUGGCUCGCCCUACAGCACGGACUCGCCCGACCGCUUCCAGCACAACCCCGCCGCUGGCUUCUCCCCCUACCGCACCUCCCCGCUGGCCGCCGACUACCAGACCAACCAGCCCUUCAACCAGGCGCAGACGCCGGAGUCCUCGCCCGCGCGCUCGCCCGAGCCCGGCCGCAAGAGCGCGCCCGCCGAAGCGCCGCUGCCCACGCCCGACGCCUCGCCCGUCGAGAACGAGAAGGAGAACUUCCAGUACAACGAGGAGCGGCGGAGAGCCAUCAACUCGUCCAUGUCCGAGUACAGCCCGUACAAGUCGUACCGCGCGCCGGGGUCGUACUCGCCCGCGCCCGUGGCCGCCAUGGGCAUGGCCAACGGCAUGUACGUGAUGUGCACGCAGCGCACGCUGGCGGAGCAGCCGCCGCUGGUGACGGGCACGUUCUUCCCGCCCGUGGCAACGUCACAGGACCAGCAGGCGCUGGGUGCCGCGGCCCCGCGCGUCUCCUCCGCGCCCUCGCAGCUGCCGGACUACGCGCAGUACCACCCGUACGAGCAGUACGAGCCGAUGUACAAGACGGAGGAGUACCAGUACCAGCCGCAGCCCAAGGCGGAGUACGAGGGCGGGUACUACGAGGAGCCGCGCGAAGAGGGCUACCUGCAGCGCGAGCUGCGCGCCGCCUCGCCCGAGUCCGACGUGGACGCCAGGGAGUUCGACAAGUACCUCGACUACAACGCCACGCCGUCUGAGAUCGAGCAGCAGCAGCAACAACAACAAUACAGAUACGAACAGCAACAACAACAGCAACAACAGCAGCAGCAACAGCAACAACAGCAGCAGCAGCAGUACAGGCCGUUGUACUGCGGCGAGCAGCCCCCGGGCCCGGCCCCGGAGUACUGCUCAGAACGCAUGUACGGGUCUCCAUACGCGUCUGUGAUCGCAGCGCCCCCCGCGCCCGCCUACCUGCCCCCCGCCCCCGGCGCCGAGGCGCGCCCCGAGGACGAGUUCAGCGUCAUCCUGGCGGGAGUGAGGCAGACCUGCUACAGCAACUGACUGCAAGGGACUGACUGAUCGCUUAUUCCAAGUCCUAACUUCGUAUCUCGCAAUAAAUGAAUAAAAUCUUUAGACCAAAGAUUAUGAUCUUUGGUCGAUUAAAAUCUUUAGACCAAAGGACGAUCUUUGGUCGAUGAAUAAAGUUGUAAGUAGAUGCCUCUGUUAUGUACUUAAAUGGUAGGGUGUAUAUGUAAAGACCCGCUUUAUAUGCAUACGUCUCGAAUAUAACUACUGAAUAUGCCAGCUCAACUAAAUCCUUGCCUAAAUUCGUGAAGAUGUAAAGAUUGCGACUUCAAACGAUUCACGUUUUGACUUCAUAUUCCAAAAUAAAUAGGAAUGUUUAUUAAGUGUAUGGUUAGUAAAUAAAUAUAGGCAAAAGUUGUUGUAAAUAAGGCUGGCAUUACAUAAAUCGCAAUUGGUGCUAUGUGAAGGGUCCUUUGAUGAAAACCCCCUUACUAAUAAUACAGUUAUAAGGUACGUGUGAGUAGUUUAAUUAAAUUUCAAAUAUUUGUCCUUUUCAUAUUAUGCUCGUAAAUUUCAGCAAAUCAGUGACAAUAAAGAAAAUAAAGAAGUUGUUUUAUACAUUGUUAGUAAUGGGGGUAAAUAUGUGUAUACUUUAUUAUCCAAAAUGCACAUCAUAUAGGUGUUUAGGUACUUAUUGUGAAUUUCUCUAUCGAUUCCUAUUGUGUAAAAGAUUAUUUAUUUGUAACUAGUUUCUGUAUAUUUCGUAGAAUACAAAAUACAAAAAAAAUAUGUUAAUAUGAUUAUAAUCUUAAUAUCAGUUCUUCCAUUAAGCCUUGUAGAUAAUAGAAUAAGUCGUAUUUUUAUAAAAAGUAAUUACUUUAGAAAUUAAAAGAUCAUUUGUAUAUAACGUAAAAUCAUUAUAAUAAUGUUAUCUCAUAGUUUACUCAUAAAACUUAUAUGUUUAGUUAUGUUGCAAUUUUUUAGCUAAUAAAAAUAUUUUAGGCAUUAAUUUUCAAACACUCGCACUGCGCAGAAACUGUUCUAUUUAAUUGUAAGAAAAUUUAUAUGAAGCAAUAAAAUUUAUAUUCAGAA
Messenger RNA from Plutella xylostella (diamondback moth), 3303 nucleotides. RefSeq names its product Sox box protein 15 (gene Sox15). Gene Ontology annotation, cellular component: nucleus. The record is from RefSeq and is a predicted model, not a curated record. Lineage: Eukaryota; Metazoa; Arthropoda; Insecta; Lepidoptera; Plutellidae. Gene Ontology annotation, molecular function: RNA polymerase II cis-regulatory region sequence-specific DNA binding; DNA-binding transcription activator activity, RNA polymerase II-specific. Gene Ontology annotation, biological process: cell differentiation; positive regulation of transcription by RNA polymerase II.